AUGACUGGAAAAGCUCUAUCCAGACCUUACUUCAAUGUGAUUAACUAUGGUGCAAAAGCUGAUGGGAAAACAGAUAUGAGUCUGGCUUUGAUAAACGCUUGGAAAGAUGCAUGUGCUUCAAAGGUUAGCUCUACAAUUCUAAUCCCCAAAGGGAGGUUUUUGUUGGGUCCGGUUCUUUUGGUUGGACCAUGCCGGAGUCAAAUUGAGUUUCGAAAUGAAGGCAUAGUGAUGGCUCCGAUGAAUCCUGUCAUCUUCAAGGGGGGUUCUUGGAUUAAUUUCCGGUACAUCACCGGUUUGACCAUCUCUGGAGGAGGAGUAUUUGAUGGUAGAGGACAAGUGGCUUGGGCUAAAAACGAUUGUAAACGUAACCCCCAUUGCCAACAGUUACCUAUUAGUUUCAGAUUUGACUUCAUGAAGAACACAUUGGUGAAGGACAUAACUUCCCUAAACAGUAAAAAUUUCCACAUGAAUCUCUUUAAAUGCCAAGGUAUGAUAAUGCAAAAUAUUAAGAUUAAAGCACCAGGGGACAGCCCCAACACAGAUGGAAUUCACAUUGGAGAUUCAUCAUUCAUCAGUAUUACUCAUUCAGUUAUCGGCACCGGUGAUGAUUGUAUUUCACUUGGUCCGGGAAGCCGCAACAUAAGCAUCACCAAUGUGUUUUGUGGACCAGGACAUGGAAUUAGUAUUGGUAGCUUAGGCAAGUACCAAAAUGAAGAAGAUGUUGUUGGUAUCACAGUAAGGGAUUGUACCUUAAGUGGCACUACAAAUGGAUUGAGAAUCAAGACAUGGCCUGAUUCUCCUCCUGGUUUUGCAUCUGAUCUUACUUUUGAAAACAUUAUAGUUAAAAAUGUUUAUAAUCCAGUGAUAGUAGAUCAAGAGUAUUGCCCUUAUUACAAGUGUGAUCAGAAAGGACCUUCACUUGUUAAGUUGAAAAAUGUUAAGUUCAGUAACAUCAGAGGGACAUCAUCUUCAAAUCUUGCAGUUAAGAUUGUGGGUAGCAAAGCUGCGCCUGUUGAGUUGCAGAUUGGAGAUAUCAAUUUGUUGUAUUAUGGAAAGGAAGGACCUGCUACUUCAAUAUGUUAUAAUGCCAAGGCUUAUCUUUCAGGCAGGCAAAACCCUCUUACUUGUGCUCAUUAA
Molecule: messenger RNA, 1137 nt
Organism: Macadamia integrifolia
Lineage: Eukaryota; Viridiplantae; Streptophyta; Magnoliopsida; Proteales; Proteaceae
Product: exopolygalacturonase-like
Exons: 3
Coding region: 1-1137 (378 amino acids)
Biological process (GO): carbohydrate metabolic process
Molecular function (GO): polygalacturonase activity
Source: RefSeq, a predicted model, not a curated record